AUGGCGUACUCCACUCGUCCCUCCUCCACACCAGCCUCCUCCAAAGACGAUACCUCCAAGUCCACUCCUACAACAGAACAACAAGAACCACAAAAGAAGAAUAGACUAUCGGACGAGGAGUUGAUGCGUAUCAUGGAAGAGCACAGUGGAGAUGGUGGAGCAAGUGGGUUGGAGUAUGAAGAUGGACAGGCGUCGACGAUGAAGAGGAGUGUGAAGAACAACAUGUUCAGGUACAUCUGA
This is a messenger RNA of Saitoella complicata NRRL Y-17804, 240 nucleotides long. RefSeq lists its product as uncharacterized. Lineage: Eukaryota; Fungi; Ascomycota; Saitoellomycetes; Saitoellales; Saitoellaceae. The record is from RefSeq and is a predicted model, not a curated record. The transcript is spliced from 2 exons. Bases 1 to 240 code for a protein of 79 amino acids.